Messenger RNA from Pieris macdunnoughi, 306 nucleotides. The record is from the annotation of a GenBank genome assembly. NCBI's taxonomy places the organism in Eukaryota, Metazoa, Arthropoda, Insecta, Lepidoptera, Pieridae.
AUGCCGGGGUGUUGGCAAUGGCCGAACCACGUGACGAGGUGUUGGAUGUUCGAUGUCUGUGGCCAUGGGCUCUUCGAUGUUGAAGCCGAGUCGCAGAUACCGCAACAAGCGGGAGGAACAGGCCCCGGCGGAACAACAGGUCCAGGUCGACAAGCCAGAGGUCGUGCUUUAGAAUUAGCCCAACAGUUGGCUUCGUCGCUUCAACAUGCGAUUCCUCCACCACCGAGACCAGAUUUCACCACAGCAAGCGCGAUACUUAGAUGGCUACAGCAGAAUAAUAACUCCGUUGCACUCGUAAGUAUUUGA